AUGAGGUUCUCCCUCUCCAAAUUCCUCGUCGUCGCUCUGGCGUCGACCGAGGCCGUUGUUGCCAGUACAUGGUUUAGCAAAGCUGCUUACAACAAGUGGCAUGAGACCGAACUCGAGCGCUGGCUCUCCGAUCACGAUGUCCCCUAUCCCACUCCUGCGGACCGAAAAGACCUCGAGAACCUCGUGAAAGAGAAUUGGCAGGCCAAGGUGAUCGACCCUGUCGCUGCGACUGGGGACAAGACUACCGAUAGCUAUCACAGUGUCAAAGACUGGAUCUUCGACAGCUGGACCGAGUCGUCUCUGAAAAGCUUCCUUGAUCACCACAACAUCCCUGCUCCCCAACCACGUACCAGGGAUACUCUCUUGAGCACGGCCCGCCAGCACUACGAUUCCGUCGCGAAACAGCUGGGCGAGUACGCUUCCUACCCGGGUGACUGGCUCUACUCAACUUGGUCCGAGUCCGAUCUCAAGGAGUUCCUCGACGAGCGUGGUAUCCCCGUUCCACAGCCUACCACUCGUGACAAGCUCAUCGCUCAUGUUCGUCGCAAUGCACGAUUGGCCUCUCUCAACAUGUCGUCGGCCGCAUCUGCCGCGAGUGCUUCGUACUCUAGUGCCAGCUCUGUAGCAAGCAAAUCCGCUUCCAGUGCACAGGCCAGCCUUAGUGAUGCUCUAUUUGAUGCUUGGUCUGAAAGCCAGCUAAAGGAGUUCCUCGACAGCCAUGGAGUUCCUGUCCCACAGGGGAGUAGGAAGAAUGAACUUAUUGCAUUGGCUCGCAGACAACGCUCCAAGCUCGAGGCAAGCGGCUCUUCGCUUUCCAGCUCGGCCGCUUCCGGCUUUGGCGCUGCGACUUCGUCUGCCGGCAACGAGUAUGCAAAGGCAACCGAUGAUGCCUCUCUCAUGGCUGAAGACGCAUUCAACACCGCGGUAGAUACAUGGUCAGAUUCUCGCCUCAAGGCUUAUCUCGACUCCCGUGGGGUUCCCGUUCCUCAGGGCAGCAAGCGGGACGAGCUCUUGAAGCAAGUUCGAUUGAACAAGCACAAAGCUGCUACCGGUUGGUCGGCUUGGACAUUCGAUACUUGGACCCUUGAGAAUCUCCAGAAGUACCUUGAAGCCCACGGCAAGAAGUACAAGAAGAGUGCCAAGGCAACCCGUGAGGAUCUGAUCAAACAGGCUCAGGACUCCUACGCGUCUGCUUCCAAGAGCGGUGGGACAAGCUACGCAUCGGUCACCAAUUACCUUGCCAAGCAGACCGACGCCGCUAAGGACACUGCCUUUGAUACCUGGUCUGACAGCGAGUUGAAAUCGUACCUGGACAGCUACGGUGUUCCCAACUACCAGGGGUCAACCACCAAUGAGCUCCGCGCCGAGGCCAAGAAACAAUACAACUAUUUCAAGUACGGGACAUCGACCCCCUCAGGAACCAUCUUGGAACGAAUUAAGAGUGGCUUGCAAUGGGUUCUUGGACAGGCUCAGGGAGCUGGUGCCACUGCAUCUGCAUCUGCAUCCAAAUCCGCAAGCUCAGCAGCUAGCGUUGCAUCCAAGAGUGCCACGAGCGCUAAAAGUGAAUUGUAG
This is a messenger RNA of Fonsecaea erecta, 1572 nucleotides long. RefSeq lists its product as hypothetical. The record is from RefSeq and is a predicted model, not a curated record. The coding region runs from base 1 to 1572 and encodes 523 amino acids. The transcript has 3 exons. Lineage: Eukaryota; Fungi; Ascomycota; Eurotiomycetes; Chaetothyriales; Herpotrichiellaceae.